This is a messenger RNA of Loxodonta africana (African savanna elephant), 2917 nucleotides long. RefSeq names its product septin 3 (gene SEPTIN3). Gene Ontology annotation, molecular function: GTP binding; molecular adaptor activity; GTPase activity. Bases 1 to 2553 code for a protein of 850 amino acids. The transcript has 11 exons. Gene Ontology annotation, biological process: cytoskeleton-dependent cytokinesis; intracellular protein localization. NCBI's taxonomy places the organism in Eukaryota, Metazoa, Chordata, Mammalia, Proboscidea, Elephantidae. The record is from RefSeq and is a predicted model, not a curated record. Gene Ontology annotation, cellular component: microtubule cytoskeleton; septin ring; cell division site.
AUGGACCACGAUUUUGCUCCUGCUCCUCCAGAGAUGCAGCCGCAUGGAGCUCCAGGCCCUGGAGCCUCCUUCUCCCACAGUCACCUGCUGGGACGCUCUGCUCGUCCCUCAAGGCUCCCUGGAGGGGUACCCCCUCUCAUCCCUGUCCUCAGGAAGACCAUCUGCCUGGAUGCCUUCCCCCAAAGCCACAUCCCACAAGCUUCCAGACGACCAGGCCUUGGCUCCAAGGCCCGAAGCGUGGCCCCACAGGAGAUUGGCAUUGCCCCAGGGACUGCCCCUGGCAACAGCCCUGUACCCAGGAAGCUCAGCUCUAUCUCCUUAACGCUCCGUCAGAACAGCCAGGCACGGCCCCAAGACCCCUACCCUUCUCACUGGGAAGAAGUGCCUACCCCAGACAGGAAGGUUGCUACUCAUGGAGGAGGUAGGCUGCUCACUCCAGGUUCACCACCUAUGACCCUGGUGCCAGGGGACAGAGUUCACUCCCAGCACCCAGGAAGCCCAGGUCUGGCCAAACCCAUCAGGGUGCCCACAGUGGAAAAGCCCCUGGUAAGUUCAUACCUGACCCUACCUUUCCAGUCCCGGUUAACCCGGAGUCCACCAGGCCCUGCAGGGCCAGGUCCAGUGGGUCAGGGGCACCCUGUCCCAAUGACUGCCCACAUGCCCACCAAAGCUUCCCAAGGAAGAGGCAAGCCACGGCCCAGGGGUAUUCCCAGAUCCCGGCUGCAUCUCCAAAGGGCCACCCCUACCUUGGGGCCUGUAACGGCCUUGGAUUUGGCUACUCUGGACACAAGGCCAGACACAGCUAGACAUUUAGCUACUAUGGCCAACAACAGACCUAGCCUGGCUAUCAAUUUGGAUUCACCCAACACAGCCAGACUGAACAUAGGAACUUGCACAGAGUUCCCUGUUCUGGAUACCAAGCUGGGCAUAGCCAUGGAUUUGACUACAGCAGGAACAGCCAAGUCCCGCAAAGUCAUGAACGUGGCUACAGCAGGCACAACCAAGCCAGGCGCAGCCAUGAAUUUAACUUCAAUAGGCAAAACCAAGCUGGGCAUAUCCAAGGCUACAGCAGGCACAGCCAAGCCAGAUACAAUCACAGGGAGCACAGCCAUGGCUUUGGCAACACCAGACCCUGUCAAUCUGGGCUCAGCCAUGAAUGUGGCUGCAGCGGGCACAGCCAAGUUGGGCACAGCCAUGGAUUUGGCUAGAGUAAAUACAGCCAAGCUGGGCAUAACCAUGGAUUCUCCUGUUUUGGACACAGUCAACCUGGACAUAGCCAUGAAUUCAGUUGUGCUGGUCAGUCCAGACCCAGGCAACGGAGGGGCUACACUGGACAGUGUCAUCAACUUGACCACAUCAGACAUUGCCACCUACCCACUGAUGACAAACAGAAUCAUAGACCUACCCCUGGACCACACUAGAGCAGAUGCUGCCACAGACCCAGCCACAGAGUCUGCCAUACCGGACCUGGCCAGAAAAGCCAAAUGGCUCCCAGAGACCAGGACGGACACAGCCAUGUCAGAGCUGGUGCCUGAGCCCAGGCCUAAGCCAGCAGUGCCCAUGAAGCCCGUCAGCAUCAACUCCAACCUGCUUGGCUACAUCGGCAUCGACACCAUCAUUGAGCAGAUGCGCAAGAAGACCAUGAAGACGGGUUUUGACUUCAACAUCAUGGUGGUCGGUCAGAGUGGACUGGGCAAGUCAACGCUAGUCAACACACUCUUCAAAUCCCAAGUGAGCCGCAAGGCCACCAGCUGGAACCGGGAGGAGAAGAUUCCCAAGACGGUGGAGAUCAAAGCUAUUGGGCAUGUGAUCGAGGAAGGAGGUGUCAAGAUGAAGCUGACCGUCAUUGACACCCCAGGCUUUGGAGACCAGAUCAACAAUGAAAACUGCUGGGAGCCCAUCGAGAAGUACAUCAACGAACAGUAUGAGAAGUUCCUGAAGGAGGAGGUGAACAUCGCCAGGAAGAAACGCAUCCCCGACACUCGCGUCCACUGCUGUCUCUACUUCAUCUCCCCCACGGGACACUCCUUGCGACCCCUCGAUGUGGAGUUCAUGAAACAUCUCAGCAAAGUGGUGAACAUCAUCCCUGUCAUUGCCAAGGCUGACACCAUGACCCUGGAGGAGAAGUCUGAAUUCAAGCAAAGGGUUCGCAAGGAGCUUGAAGUAAAUGGCAUUGAAUUCUACCCCCAGAAGGAAUUUGAUGAGGACUUGGAGGACAAGACGGAGAAUGACAAAAUCAGGCAGGAGAGCAUGCCCUUCGCGGUGGUGGGAAGUGACAAGGAGUACCAAGUGAAUGGCAAGAGGGUCCUCGGCAGAAAAACUCCCUGGGGGAUCAUCGAAGUGGAAAACCUCAACCACUGUGAGUUUGCCCUGCUUCGAGACUUUGUCAUCAGGACCCACCUCCAGGACCUCAAGGAAGUGACACACAACAUCCAUUAUGAGACCUACAGGGCCAAGCGGCUCAAUGACAAUGGAGGCCUCCCUCCGGGAGAAGGCCUCCUCGGCACUGUCCUUCCACCUGUGCCUGCCACCCCCUGCCCCACUGCUGAAUGAAGGCCAUUUCAAGCUGCUGCUCCCUCCAUUCCUCUCAGCCGUUAUCUCUGCAGGGCCAAGCCCUCCUUAGCGUUGUGCUUGUCUAGCCCACCACCACAGCCCCCCUCAACUGGUGGGAGGGGCAAGCUGCCUCUUUAGGACAGUUGCUUCCUCCAUUUACCCAAGCCGUCCCUCUCCUCCCAGUGGAAUGGAGCUCUCGCCAGCACUGCUCUGCUCCAUCACCUGUCAGCCGGUCCCAGCCCAUCUGUAGGGAGAAAGGACUCAUCAAGAGCUUCUUCUGCCCCUGCAAACCCAUACCAGCUACUUGUGACCAUCUCUGAGGGAAAUGGCAUUGCUCCCUCCCGUUCAUCUGCAUGAGCUACUC